Molecule: messenger RNA, 2937 nt
Organism: Episyrphus balteatus (marmalade hoverfly)
Lineage: Eukaryota; Metazoa; Arthropoda; Insecta; Diptera; Syrphidae
Product: pancreatic triacylglycerol lipase
Exons: 4
Coding region: 718-2850 (710 amino acids)
Biological process (GO): lipid metabolic process
Molecular function (GO): lipase activity
Source: RefSeq, a predicted model, not a curated record
UAUUUCUGGGUUCACAUUAUUUGUCUUUGAUACAAAUGUCAAACGAACAUUAGUUUCUAGCCGCAGAAUAAUAACAUCGCUGUAACUUCAAUUCAGUGUACAUAUUUUUGUAGUGUUGUGUGUUCUUGUGCUUUCAGUCAGUCGAUAGUUGCUUGAAACAGCUGUCAAACAAACAUUUGUUUCCAGCUUCAGAAUAAUGACAUCUCUGUAACUUGUAUUUUUUUUUAACCGAUGUUAUUUCUUUACUUAAGCCGUAUGCAAAUUGCAUUGAAAUUUGGGUUAAAAUGUUGACCUUGGUUAAAAUUUUAUCUUGCUCUACAGCAGAAUAAAUUUUAACCAACUUUAUGCACCACACAAGUGACAAAAUUUAACCAAAAAAAUUUUAACGCAAUUUGCACACCGCCUCAAACUUCAAAACAAUUUUAUGAAACAAAUGCAGCAUAAAUAUCUGUUUCUAGCUUCAGAACAAUAACAUUGCUGUAACUUUAAAUCAGUACACCUAAAUAUUACAAAAUUAAAACUUAAAUAAAUCACAAAACGACAAAUAUUUCUCUUUAUUAAUUUAACUGAACUACAACACAACAAUAUAGUUUCCAUCACAAAUGACAUUUGGCGGAAACGCCAUAUAGAUGACACCCAGAACAUCAUUAAUAAUAUAUGACAGAUCGCGAUAACCUUGUUUGAGUUUCUAUUAAAAAGUUAAAAAAUUAAGCUAAAAUGGAAAAGAAAAAUUCAAAGUUAAAUAUACAUUGGUGGAAAAAAAUAAAAGCCAAUGGAAACGAAAGAAAAAAAAGAAGAGAACUCAUAAAUAAUAUGGUUUCGAAUAAUUUCCGUGAAAUUCCUCGACGAAAACCCAUGAAACCAUCUGAAUCGGUUCAAGUGACCAGUGUUCUUGUGAGUAGUGCGCCUGAAAAUGUUGAAAAAAACACCCAAAAUGAACUGCAAGAAUGUUCCGAAAGUGAUAACCAAAACCAAAAUUGGAACACCGAAAUGGACGAAUCCAACUUUUCCGAGUUGAAUACGGAAAUAGACUUAGAAGAAAAGAGGUCAACAAUAAUUGAAGACCUAAGAGAGUGGAGUGGCCAAUUUUGUAUAAAGCAUAAUGCUUUAAAUGGUCUUCUUGCAUUGCUAAACAAGAAUGUGCCAGAGUUUGCCUUGCCAAAGGAUUCAAGAACGGUGAUGGCUACACCAAGGAACAAAUGCGAAAUCAAUGAAGAUGGAUUUGGUGGAUCCUAUUGGCAUUAUGGCCUUGAAAAUGCGCUCACAAAUUGUUUAGCAAACGUGCAAGAAGACACAACCGUAAAAAUAAACAUUAACGUCGACGGAUUACCUCUUUUCAAGAGUUCAAGGUUUGAGUUCUGGCCAAUACUUGUGAGUAUUCACAAACAAAUAGAUAUUGCGCCCAUGGUUGUCGGAAUCUACUAUGGAAAGGGUAAACCCAAGGAUGUUAAUUGGUUUAUGAAACCCUUUGUUGAUGAAUUUUUGUCCAUCAAUGAAAAAAAUGGCAUACAUAUAAAUGGACAAAAAGUUGUACCCCAGAUUCGCAGUUUUAUAUGCGAUACACCAGCCCGUCACUACUUAAAAGGCGUAAUAAGUAGUAAUGGCUAUUUUGGAUGCUUAAUGUGUGAAACAAAAGGCAAGUAUUCCCACACUGCGAGAACAAUGAUCUAUACCGACAUUAAUGCUGAGCUGCGCACCAAUGAAAAAUUUAGAUCCGGAGUUUAUACUGACCAUUGCAAGCUGAGUACUGUUUUGAGGAACCUGCCUAUUGAUAUGAUAAAAGACUUUCCUGUUGCAGAUAGUCUCCAUUUAAUAGACCUAGGGAUCACGAAACGUUUUUUAAAUGGUUGGAAAAGUGGAAAUUUGAAUAACCACAAAGCGCGUUGGAGUAUUCAUCAAGCUAACGAAGUUUCAGCCUUCCUUGAGAGAUGCAAGUUGCCAAAGGAGUUUGAUAGACCAGUUCGGGGUUUGAGUGAUUUGGCACACUGGAAGGGAACCGAGUACAGAACAUUCAUGUUAUACCUGAGUAUUGUUGUGGUAAAAAAAUUUUUUGUUGACCCCAAAAUUAGCCAACAUUUCUUGCUAUUUUAUUGUGCAGUUGUUAUCUGCAUGAGGCACGAUCAAUGCGAAGAAAGUUAUAAGGUAGCGGAGUUAAUGUUCAAAGACUUUUUGAUCAAUUUUAAAGCAUUAUAUGGAAUAGAUCAUUUUUCCAGUAACUUGCAUAAUGUUUGCCAUAUCGUAAAUGACGUAAGAAAAUUUGGACCACUUGACACAUUUUCUGCUUAUGCCUUCGAAUCAAAGUUAUAUUACAUAAAAAGAUUGCUGCGACUUGGAAGAACACCUUUAAGCCAAGUAGCCCGAAGAAUAUCUGAGCGUCAAAGUUCGGGUGUUCUUCACAAGGUGUCUUCAAAAAUAAAAACACCUCAAGUAAAAUAUCCUAUGGAACCUUUUGAAACCAGUAAUUCUUUACUUGCAUCAUUUAUCCUGGCACAAAAAGCAACAAUAUAUAGCCAAGUACAGUUACCAACGUUCAUAUUAGAUUGUAAAAAAAACGAAAAUAGGUGGAUUUUAAAUAAAUCAUUCCAAAUAGUAUAUGUAAAGUACAUUAUAAAAACUUUUGCAGAAAAUCCGGAUCUUUACUUGUAUGGUCCACCGUUAUCAAAGAUAAGUGAUUAUUUUGAAUAUCCAAUGCGUUCUUCUGAACUUAAUAUUUACCAAUCUGAUUGCAUUAUGGAUUCACCUAUUUUCGUUUCCGUAUCGGACAUUUAUUGUAAGCUUGUAAGAGUUGAAUAUAACUUAGAAAAAUCUGUUUUUAUACCUUUGCUCCAUACAAUUGAAGAAAAACAAUAAACGUUAAUUAUUUUUUAUGUUUUGCAUUUAUUUUUGAACAAAAACAAAAUAUUUCUUAAAAUAAAGUUUAUAAAUUAAAGUUUAUAA